UGUGUAGCGUGGCGAGGGCGGACCUAGUGACGUAGAGCUGAGGCUCUGGCUGUUUAUUGUUCCUUCUCCGGCGCCGACACAGAAAAACAGGUUGACAACCAGCAUUUCAACGCAGUUUACAGUCGGGUUUACGAAGGUGUGAUAGUCUGGACAACUAACUGCGCAAAUUGGGGGCCAUGGCAUACGCUUACCUCUUCAAAUACAUCAUCAUCGGAGACACAGGUGUCGGAAAGUCAUGUCUAUUACUACAGUUCACAGACAAGAGGUUUCAGCCUGUUCACGACCUUACCAUUGGGGUGGAGUUUGGAGCGAGGAUGAUCACUAUAGAUGGCAAACAGAUUAAACUGCAGAUCUGGGAUACGGCUGGUCAGGAGUCGUUCCGGUCCAUCACCAGGUCUUAUUACAGAGGAGCAGCAGGAGCACUGCUCGUCUAUGACAUCACAAGGAGGGACACUUUUAACCACUUGACGACCUGGUUAGAGGAUGCUCGCCAACAUUCCAACUCCAAUAUGGUCAUCAUGCUCAUUGGCAACAAGAGUGACCUAGAGUCACGGAGAGAGGUAAAGAAAGAGGAAGGGGAAGCAUUUGCCAGAGAACACGGCCUCAUAUUUAUGGAGACCUCAGCCAAGACGGCCUCAAACGUAGAGGAGGCUUUCAUCAACACAGCCAAGGAGAUUUAUGAGAAGAUCCAAGAGGGUGUUUUUGAUAUCAACAAUGAGGCUAACGGUAUUAAGAUCGGACCGCAACACCCUACCACCAACUCAACACUGCCCGGUAGCCAGGGAGGCCAACAGGCUGGAGGCGGCUGCUGCUGAAGGCCCCAAAACAGACCUCUUCAUCCUCCUUUAACCCCUGAAUCCCCCCCCCCCCCCCCCCCCACUUGCGUUUCUGCAGAACUUUGCAGGCUCAGUAACAGUUUGUUAAUCUGUCUCUCUCCAUCCUGUCAUCCAUCCCCUUGCUUUCCCUCUGUCAGACCACCCCUUUUUUUUUUUGCUAAAAAUCAUACCCGAGAGUCUCAUGGCAGCAAUUCGUGAUCUCAACCCUUACAAGAAUGGUGUCAGGUUUACCUCACUAAAAUUCUAAACUUCACAUUUUCCUUGGGAAGAUGCAUUGGUUUUAACUGGGUUUUUUUUUUUUUUUUUUUGGUUUUUUUUAAAUUGACACCAAGAGGAUGAUGAUAAGCUGUACUGGGGAUGAUGGUAGUGAAUUUGUCCAGCCAGAGACAUGCCUGUGGGUGGGUGGGGGGGGGGGGGGAAUAUACCAUCUGACACUGACUGGAUGGAAUAAUAAACCAUGUGUUGCCUAUAUACUCACAUCGCCACAUGUUUUUAAAGAAAACGAUGCAGCACAUUGGUAGCAAGGCAUGUUUGUACAUGUAGGCCCUUGCGUGUAUAUGAUAUAGACAUUCCAAUGAAGUCAGUCUUUCAAGUCACUACCCUCUGCUCAUAAAACUGCUCCCCUUCCUUCGUUUUGUCUUCAUGUCAACUUGCAGGUGAAAUGUAUUUAAUGAACACUAAAUAAUCAUAUGGCUGUUUUAAAUUGUCCUGGAGAGAGAAUAAAAGACCAAACUGUCGAGUGUGAGAAUGAAUCCUUUUGGAAUGGUAGAAAAAUGAAGAAAGUUAAAGAAAUGUCAAGGGGAUGUUGAGAGCAGUGGCUGUCAUAAUGAAGUUGAGAAUCAAACAAAAAAAAAAAGGAAUAAUUGGAAACGUUUUGUUAACUGUAUUUAUCAUUCGCUAUUCUGUGUAUAUAUGGCUGCUUAGAUUUUUCUCUAGCUUCUUUGGCUGUUAAAAAGUGGAACUUUGGCAAGUUGCGGUCUUCACCGGGGCUUUAAUAUUUAAAAGAAAUGUAAAAAAAAAAAGAGACCUUUGUGGACCUUCAACCAUUCUCGUUUAAAUCCAGUUGCUCACCAACCCUGUUGAAAAGGUUGCUGGUGCCCUUUUCUUUUAAAUGACAAAUGUGAAUGAUAACGGGCAGUUAACAAGAUCACGUAGAGUCCCCCGGUGGAGAAUCGACUCAAAUGUCAAGGCAUCUCCCUUUUAAGCAAGCUUUGAGUCCCACCAUGAAAUAGUUGGCAGAUAUAUCACGUGUUGUUUAGAGCUAGAUCAAUGACUCCUGCUUUGCAAUGUAACAGGCAUCAUUUUACUCUUUUGAGCAUUGUUUACUUAUUCUGUUCAUAUUUCCCCUCGCAUCCCUACUGCUCUUUCUCUGACUGUGUGGUAAUUCUUUUUUUUUAUCGCCAAAACAGCAUGUUUACCAUCAGGAUCAGCUGUCUGCCUUAACUCCACCCUCUUGUGAGAUUUGGACAGUUGCUAAAAUGAGUUAGCUGCAAACAAACAUGCUUUACCACAAACCUGUGAGAUGUAUUCCAUUAGACACACUGUUGGGGUGUUUGAUUUAAAUCCUCAUCAAUAACUCCCACCCAUUCCCUGUGCGCACACACGUGCCCUCCACACAAUAUAUAAUGUACGAUCUUUUAAGGCCUGGAAAGAUAUGGGGAAGGAUCUCUGUUGUUGUUUUUGUCAUUUUAGAUAUAUAUCAGAUAUUAAUCAAGUCAAUUGAAGAUUAUUCUUUGUAAAGCGACAUGUAGGAUGUGUGCGCGCUUAAGUGCACGUGUGUGUCGACAAACAGCUCCACAGUGGUUACAGGGGGAGGAUCAAGCCAAACCUGAUGCAUCUAUUUAUCUAUCUAUGGAUUGAUCUAUCUUACCUGUGUGUCCCCCCCCCCCUCUCCCUUCCCCUCUCAAUCUUCAUUUUUCCCGCUUCUCCUCUUGCCCCCAAAAGUUAUUUGUUGUGUUUGUUCUUUGGAAGAAAAUAAAAUGAAAAAUGAAGAAAAAAGAAUGCUAUCACAAUAAACUGAAAUAAAACAUUCUAAACGCAA
Syngnathus acus (greater pipefish) is the source of this 2877-nucleotide messenger RNA. RefSeq names its product RAB2A, member RAS oncogene family (gene rab2a). NCBI's taxonomy places the organism in Eukaryota, Metazoa, Chordata, Actinopteri, Syngnathiformes, Syngnathidae. The record is from RefSeq and is a predicted model, not a curated record. The coding region runs from base 177 to 815 and encodes 212 amino acids. The transcript has 8 exons. Gene Ontology annotation, molecular function: GTPase activity; GTP binding. Gene Ontology annotation, cellular component: Golgi apparatus.